Raphanus sativus (radish) is the source of this 2408-nucleotide messenger RNA. RefSeq lists its product as uncharacterized. Bases 339 to 890 code for a protein of 183 amino acids. Gene Ontology annotation, cellular component: U12-type spliceosomal complex. The transcript is spliced from 6 exons. Gene Ontology annotation, biological process: mRNA splicing, via spliceosome. Lineage: Eukaryota; Viridiplantae; Streptophyta; Magnoliopsida; Brassicales; Brassicaceae. The record is from RefSeq and is a predicted model, not a curated record.
CGAUAGGGUACGGUGUUCCUCACGCGUUUUGUUUUCCUGCGCGUGUCCGUGUUUGUUGUGCUGUUUCAUCUCUCGCCUCUCUCAUCUCUCUCCCACCGCCUCUCUCAUCUCUCUCCCACCGCGUCUCCUCCUCUCACCACCACCCGUCUCCUCCUCGACUCACCACCACCGUGUAUCCCCCUCGUCUCACCACCACCGCAUCUCCACUUCGACUCACCACCACCGCGUCUCCCCCUUGUCUCAUCACCACCACCACAGUCGACCUCUCUCUGUCAUCAUAGGUGGAGGAGAUAAGGUUCAUGGCGGCUGGAGUAGAAAAGGUUCAUGGCGGCUGAAGGAUGCAAGUCUCGUGGCGGCUGAAGGAUGCAAGUCUCGAUGCGGCUGGAGGAAGCAAAGUUCAUGGCCGUUGGAAGAGGGUCAAGCUCGACGGCUCCUCCUUGGAUGUGGCGGUUAUGAAUUCAGCUACUUCGAAGGAUCCGAAGAUUUUGAACAAGGAGAAAGUUAAUGAGAUGGAGCAAGCAAACAUGGGUCAUCGCCACAUUUCUUGGAAGCAUGUAUGGUCAAACUUCUGUGUCUUUCGUGUAAUAACGAGAAGUUGCUUGACGACGAUGCUGUUCUUUAGGAUGUCGGAGUCCGGAACAAGUCUCAGCAUGAAUACAGAUCUCAUUUGUUCCAUAUGUGACGAAGAAGGGUCCGGGAAGACACUCGAAGAGGAAGAAGCAUCAUCUAUUUUGUUCACUCCACAAGAUUUGUUAGAUAGUAGCGGUAGGUUGUCGACCAAACAUAGUUAUGUCGCUCAACACUUGAUUGAUGUCGGGAUGUUCAUCAACGAACAGGUAAUGAUUCUAUUUACUAUUCCUAUUUCCAUAUUGAAGAAUCAAAAAACAUGACUAAUUGCAUUUACAUAGGGCACUGUGAUUACAUAGCUUCAUAUCCCCUUAUCGUGUAGCACAAUACGAAAGGUGUUCUGCUUUUGAAGCCAAAUAUGAAAAGUUGUAUCAGCUUAUUAUACGAAGGGGCAAGAGGUUCUGAUCAUGGCGUCGAUGAUGUCGUGGUCGGAUCAGGGGCCUACGACAGAGGCGGAAGGAGGAAGAGAGAGCUCAGAGGUGUAUUGUUUCUUGAAUUUUUUACAUGCAUAGAUGGAUAGGUUGUUAUGAAGCUCACCUUUGAAACCUCAAUUUUUCUUUUUCUCCACAUCCGACCAACAUUUCUCUCCCCAUGCGACAAAGCUCUGAUAUAGUUUCUUUGUUGUCCUUAAACAUUUUUGUCGUGGAAAUUUCGCCGCAUCAGUUUAUCUACGUAAGCUAUAAGCUUUGAAGGUUUCAUUGUGUAUUUUUUUGUAUAUCCGGACAUACUUGGUAUUAGAUUGGAUUAACCCUUACUUAUAUACUUGGCAGGAGCAUAUGAUGAUGAAGAGGCUGCUUCUAGAGCUUACCACCUUUGCUACCUUUAAAUACUGGGCCCUGGGACACUUAUAAACUUUCCAGUGGGUACGCUAUGGUAGUGUAUGCUUUAAAUAAUCAAGGUUUAAGCUCUUCAGGCAUAAGUGGCAGAAGGAUGGUUAUAGAUGUUAUGGGCCAUUCUUUGCAUUUUUCAUUGUUUUAUAUACAUUUAUGCACUUACAUAUUUUUCUUUAUUUGUCGAUGAUCUCUUAGCAUGUUGAAGGUUCCUUUGCGGUCAAGGUUGUAAUGUAAUUUGGGAUCAUGAUCAUAAACUGAUUUUCAUCUGUAGGCUCUCCUAGCUGGUUCUAUCAUCCGCUUCUACAGGUUUCUACAAAAAAAUUGGCUUUUAAUACUUACAUGUGCUAGGAUCUGAUGGUCUGGCUCAUAACAAUGUUUUAGCUUAGUUCUCCCUGGUUCUCUCUUUAUAAAAACUGAGCAGUGAUUCUCACAGUGUUGAAUUCUUCUUAGCUAUUCAAACUCUGAUUUGUUUUUUUUUUAGAAGUUAGUUCUGUUAUGUUUUUGAAACUAUGUCAAGAUCCCCAGUGAUGAAAGUUUUAGUAAUCUGUAACGGUGAGAAACUGGGGCUCCUUCUUGGGUUACUUACCAUGGAUGUUUUAGAGGAACCAUUGCUGUAGAUUCUUGGCAUUUUCUGAGGGUUUCUUCACUGGUUCUUUUUUAACCUUUUCUUUGUGAUUCUGGACUAGACUUCCGUCUUCUCCAUUUUAUUAUUAUUAUAGCUACUUUGAUCACUCUGUAAUUAUUAUAGUUACUUUGAUAACUCUGUAAUGAUGGCCCUAAGAGCAGUGUCGUCAACCAUGGUGUGUGUGAUGCUAAUAGUGUUGUGGAAGGUGGAGGAGGUGAGGCCACAAGCGAGGUUGCACCACGGAAGGAAGUUGUGUCCUUUGGAAAAAAGGCACUGACUGACUAAUAAUUACAGGUCUGUUGCAUUUGGAGUGUUGGUCACAA